Dreissena polymorpha is the source of this 419-nucleotide messenger RNA. Its product is annotated as low affinity immunoglobulin epsilon Fc receptor-like. Bases 9 to 362 code for a protein of 117 amino acids. Gene Ontology annotation, molecular function: signaling receptor activity. The transcript is spliced from 3 exons. The record is from RefSeq and is a predicted model, not a curated record. Lineage: Eukaryota; Metazoa; Mollusca; Bivalvia; Myida; Dreissenidae.
UUUGUGGGAUGUCCGGGGAUCUUGCCAGUAUCAACAAUGCCGAUGAGCAGGCGUUUAUACAGGACUUCAUGAUGCGCCAUAACCCGAACAAGGCAGUGUGGAUCGGACUAAAUGAUUGCCACGAAAAGGGAGCAUUUGAGUGGAAAAAUGGUGACCCUUUAACGUACACAAACUGGUUGGUCGGCCACGAGGACACCUUUGCCGGCCAUAACGUAAAUCACUGUGUGGUCCUGCUUCCCUAUAGGAAUGGAACAUGGGACGACAUAGAAUGUGAUUGUGGUUGGGACAACAAUGGGCAAUACUCGUGGUUAUGUGAAUACGCUAUGGUUUCCAAGAUACCAGGGGCCACAAUUGUCGGGUAGAAAAAGUGCAACUGUUUGCAAAUGUUUAUGUUUGAAAUUUAAAUCAAUGCAAUCAGA